AUGAUUUGGUCACAUGUCAGCCCCCUAGCCAAUUAUUGCAGGAGCCAGUCACAAGUCCAGCCCUCCUCUCCUGGGGAAGGAGAUGGAUGUAAAUUUGUUCUAGUUAGUUCUGUCACAUGUGCUCCAGUCAUAGCAAGGUCUACAUCCAUACAGGAGCCUACAUCCAUACAGGGGUCUACAUCCAUACAGGGGUCUACAUCCAUACAGGGGUCUACAUCCAUACAGGAGCCUACAUCCAUACAGGGGUCUACAUCCAUACAGGGGUCUACAUCCAUACAGGAGGCUACAUCUAUACAGGGGUCUACAUCCAUACAGGGGUCUACAUCCACACAGGAGCCUACAUCCAUACAGGGGUCUACGUCCAUACAGGGGUCUACAUCCAUACAGGGGUCUACAUCCAUACAGGGGUCUACAUCCAUACAGGAGUCUACAUCCAUACAGGAGCCUACAUCCAUACAGGGGUCUACAUCCAUACAGGGGUCUACAUCCAUACAGGAGUCCACAUCCAUACAGGGGUCUACAUCCAUACAGGGGUCUACAUCCAUACAGGAGCCUACAUCCAUGCAGGAGCCUACAUCCAUACAGGGGUCUACAUCCAUACAGGGGUCUACAUCCAUACAGGAGCCUACAUCCAUACAGGAGUCCACAUCCAUACAGGAGCCCACAUCCAUACAGGAGGCUACAUCCAUACAGGAGUCUACAUCCAUACAGGAGCCUACAUCCAUACAGGGAUCUACAUCCAUACAGGAGUCUACAUCCAUACAGGAGCCUACAUCCAUACAGGAAUCUACAUCCAUACAGGGGUCUACAUCCAUACAGGAGGCUACAUCCAUACAGGAGUCCACAUCCAUACAGGAGCCCACAUCCAUACAGGAGGCCACAUCCAUACAGGAGGCUACAUCCAUACAGGAGGCUACAUCCAUACAGGAGUGUCAGGAUCCGGGCUAG
This is a messenger RNA of Hyla sarda, 948 nucleotides long. RefSeq names its product 300 kDa antigen AG231-like. Lineage: Eukaryota; Metazoa; Chordata; Amphibia; Anura; Hylidae. The coding region runs from base 1 to 948 and encodes 315 amino acids. The transcript has a single exon. The record is from RefSeq and is a predicted model, not a curated record.